AUGUUGUGGGCGAAGCACGGCGAGGGAGACGGCGGGACUGGCAUGAACCCGCUGUUCGGACGGCGAAACGGGGGGGAACAGCAUAAAAAUGCCCAACAAAACAUAUCGGCCUCGACUGCUUCGGCCGGUCGGAGUCAGCGGCUGGCAACCCGCCUCUCCUCGUCGGCCGGACUCGGGGCAGAGGCGUACGAGUCUGGCAGAGAAGCGGGCAGAGAUGAGCUCGACCAGGUGAGUCGGAAAGGGUGGCUCGAGCCCAGGCCAGCCGAGUGGAACAGCCCACCCGAACAGCCGAACUGUUGGUUGCUUAAUUGUCGACUCGCUAACUCGCUAAUUGCUCAUCUCUCUCGUUCGUCCACGUUGUACCACACGAUACUUGAUGACAAAUCGUUUGCCAUGUCGCAUGCUGCAGCCCACCACCAAAUGACGGAUGCCCAUACCCCCGCUACCCUUGUCCUCACUUCGUCGCCUCAUUUGCAGACUGAGACAAUCAUCCCAGCUCUUGUACUUUCUGCAGCUCAGCUCAACCCUUCUCUCCAACCUCAAUCUCAACCUCAACCAUUUCUUUAG
Molecule: messenger RNA, 567 nt
Organism: Protopolystoma xenopodis
Lineage: Eukaryota; Metazoa; Platyhelminthes; Monogenea; Polystomatidea; Polystomatidae
Source: the annotation of a GenBank genome assembly